CAUUGUUGACGCAGCUUCCGACUCCGCUGUCAGUCCUGAAGCUUUUACUGCUGCUACAGUAGCUGUUUCCCACACAUUUACCCUCUAAUACACACUCUAGCUGUAAUAUCAUGUUAUUUUUAGGCUUAAAGCAGCGAUGAUCUUGUCUUUGGGGGAGUUUGGAUACAUUCAGUACAUUUAGAGCAGCUGAGUCCUGUAAACCCUGGUGUGAUGCAUUCGCUGGCUCAGGAGAUCCAGGGCUUCUCCAAAAACCGUCUGAAGAAACAGUGCACACAUGUUACCACGGUGACAGGCAGGAAGCUGCUGGAGAGGAGGGCUGAUGGAGGAGAGGGAGAGGAGCAGGUUGAAGAGCUGGAGGAGGGAAGUGGAUGUGGAUUUGUAGAAGAUAAAAGUCUGGACCUCCAAGUCGGUGUCGUUCGCCCCUUCCUACUGCUGGCCUCUCAGGAUGCAGCCCACGACAUUGACACCCUGCAGAGAUAUAAGGUCUCUCAUGUGCUAAAUGUUGCCUAUGGAGUCACUAACCUGUUCCCAGAUCAGUUGGUUUAUAAGACGCUUCAGAUCCUGGACCUCCCAGACACUGACAUCACUUCAUAUCUUGGGGAGUGCAGCUCCUUCAUAGAUCAGGCACGAAAACAGGGCGGUGUGGUGCUGGUCCACUGUAACGCAGGCGUAUCACGCUCUUCCUCUAUCGCGAUUGGCUACCUGAUGUUGACGGAGGGGCUGUCUUUUGAUGAUGCAUACAAUCAGGUGAAGCUGGCGAGGCCCUCAAUUCGCCCCAACCCCGGCUUCUACCAACAACUACAGAGCUACAAACCUUAAAACUGCAUUCAUUGAUUUUUUUUUGUCCAUUUGGGAGCAGCAUAAACGAUUUGUGAACACAACACUGACAUAUCAACACCUUUGAAGUGAAUAUGAUGAACUUGUCAGCAAACAGUUGCCUAUUUACACAUUCAGUACAGAGCGAGUUCAGUAUUCACUCUGCUUCUAGCUCUGCUUUGGUCUCCACCAUUUCCUGAGGACAAUAUCUGUCUCUUUAGCAGCUAAAUGCUCCACUGUGUUCACCAGCAAGUCGCUAACUAUGUCUGCCUGCCAUUUGGUGCUGUGCAGGUAGUGUAUAGUUUUUAUUAUAUAAUAUAUAUAGUAUUCACUGAAUCCAGCUGCCUGCUGCUGGAAAUGAUGUUGAUGAGAGCUGUAAGAGUGAACCAAAACCAAAAACCAAUUUAUUUAAAGAUGUUUAAAUGUUCUGAGAACUACAGAUUUGGUGAUAAUUCGGUGUGUUUGUCACAGCGACUCUUCUCACAUUACACGUUGUCAGUUCAUCCAUUGUUUGUGAAUUUGUGAUUGUGAACACUGAUUAGUGCUGCUUUAAGGAACUACAACUAUCUUCUUCACCUAAACAUUUUAUUUUGAAAAUUGUUGUUGUUGUUUUCCUUAUCAAAGAUAAUGAAAAUGUGUGUGCCAUAUGUAUGUUCAUACACUUGCCCAGUAUGUAUGCAUGUGUUAGGUGUGUCAAUUGUCUAAAAAAACACAGUUAGUUAGUGAAAAACUGUCAGCCUUUAAUUCCACAGUAGUAAAAUCUUUGUUAAGAAACUGAUUUCCUAGAGCCAUUAAUUUUGGAGGCACCUUUCUCUUAGUUUUCUUUGCAGUAUGGAUUGUUUUCUAAUUAAAGACAUACCAGUUUUUCAUGAGGUACA
Messenger RNA from Morone saxatilis (striped sea-bass), 1694 nucleotides. Its product is annotated as dual specificity protein phosphatase 19-like. Lineage: Eukaryota; Metazoa; Chordata; Actinopteri; Moronidae. The coding region runs from base 211 to 819 and encodes 202 amino acids. The record is from RefSeq and is a predicted model, not a curated record. Gene Ontology annotation, molecular function: JUN kinase phosphatase activity. The transcript is spliced from 5 exons. Gene Ontology annotation, biological process: protein dephosphorylation; regulation of MAP kinase activity. Gene Ontology annotation, cellular component: cytoplasm.